Rhodamnia argentea is the source of this 1463-nucleotide messenger RNA. RefSeq lists its product as uncharacterized. Lineage: Eukaryota; Viridiplantae; Streptophyta; Magnoliopsida; Myrtales; Myrtaceae. The record is from RefSeq and is a predicted model, not a curated record. The coding region runs from base 232 to 1251 and encodes 339 amino acids. The transcript has 10 exons.
CUCCGGGCUGAAGCACCACCAGCUCCAAUCCUUGGGAAGGAUUUGUGUGCACAUACGCUGUGCUCAUCGCUUUAGUGGACCGAUUUCAAUCCCCCAAUCCGUGGCGAUUUCGCGUCGUUCUCGCUUGUGCACUGACGUUGAUCGAUCGGCACGUCCAUUUCGCGUUUGUCUGAGAAAGUUCUCUUGUUUGGCGUCGAUUGAAGUUUCUAGGUUUUCUGAGGUGCGAGGACGAUGAAGGAGGCUUUGGCGGUGGCGUUGAUGCUAUUGGCUGCGCUGAUUCCUUCGGCAUCCUCUUCGCCUACUACCGGUCCCGCUUUUCUCUGGUCCAGACACUACGAACGGCUUUCCACUGAUGGGAUCAAGGAACUUGUAAACUAUCAGACCAUAUCUCCAAAGACUCUGGCCAAGUCAAUUCUUUCAAAGGGCGGGUGGUCGGACUUCUUGUGCUUGGGAAAGAAAAGUCAGCAGCCUGUGGAUGUUGCUCUUGUUUUUCUUGGUAGAGAGCAUACAUUAAACUUCGGUAUUUUGCAUAUGAUGCAUAUAGUUUUUCCCUCCAUUGGGCAUAAGGUGCAAUCUUUGGAUAUCUCUGCUAACAACCAUGUGGAUCCAGCUCUAGUAGACUUGCUUAAGGUCUCUUUUACAAGGUCUAAUUUUUCAAUGGCGUUUCCUUACGUUGCUGCCAUUGAGGAGGAGACAGUGGAAACUUCGUUGAUAUCUGGUUUCACUGAAACUUGUGGUCAAGAUUUAGAGACCAGUAGCAUUGCUCUUCUCGGAUCAUGCUCCUUACAGGGGGACAAUUACCAUAAACUUUCUGACCUGCAGUCGCUCAAUGAUUAUCUAGCUUCCAGAAAGGAAAAGAGACCUGAAGGGAAGGCAGAUCUUGUUAUGUUUUGCCAUGAAGCAUCUGGUCUUUCGCCUGAAUCUGAAGUACUGCCUUCAGAAAGUGAAAUUUUCUCUGAACUUCUUCUAUCCAUGGAGCGGUCCGGGCAGAAAUUUGCUUCUCUCUAUGUUUCACGUCCUUAUAGCUCAGUUCAGUAUCCUUCUCUUCGGGAAGUAGAAAGGUUUCUUGCUGAAGGCAGUGCUGGGAAUGCAUCGCCCAAUUCAACAUGCGAGGGAGUUUGCCAGAUCAAAUCAUCACUCAUAGAAGGACUUUUUGUUGGGCUUGUCUUGCUUGUAAUCUUAAUAUCUGGCCUUAGUUGCAUGAUGGGCAUUCAAACUCCAACAAGAUUCGAGGUGCCUCAAGAGUCCUGAGUUCUCAGUUCAGUGUUUUAUCGUGGCAGCGUGCCGCCAGAUGUACUGAAAGGUGCCCGCAAGUUAAUAUUUGUAAUAGCCUGUCCAUCUGCUUAUAUUUGUUAAAUGGUUCGUUUGUAUCUGGCAUAUUUGAAUAGAGUUCGGUCUUUUUGUACCCUUCGGAUCACUUAAUUUCUAUCCCAGGAAUCAUAAAUGAGUCGUUGAGGGCAUGU